CUCAUGACGUACGUAGAGUUUCAAGCAAUGGUUUGCAAUGCUGGGUUGGUGGUGCGUCAUUUACUCAACUCUAAUCACUUUUCAAAUGUUUGGAAGUUGCAGCCUUCAUAUUGGAGAGAGAUGCAAUUUCCUGGGAUUCUGCUUUGUGCGCCAUGCCAGAUGUGACAGUGACAACAUCUGUAGGUGCACGCCAGAGUUUCCAGUUGCGCUUAACAACCAUAAGUGUGGAAAAUUACGCAGAUACCAAGAUGACUGCACGGAGAAUGGCGAGUGUACUCAGCACGAUAACAAUAUGUACUGUUCUCAGUUGGCAAUUCAGAGCCGCUGUGAGUGCCUGGACGGGUUUAUUUUUAAUGAAGAUGCUAACGUCUGCAUGUCAAUUAAAAGACGGCAAAGUUCUCCAGAGCUCCUUUUGCCCAUGGCUGUCGGCAUCUCUGUGGCACUCUCAAGCUUACUGUGCUGCGUCUUAGCACUCUACCGCAUCUGCUAUCGGUCAAGUGGAACAGACAACUUCUUGAGCAGUAUUCGUCGACGAGGCUACGCUGUUCCAUGGGGCCAGCCAGAGGAACCAACUGCACCAUCGCAGCAUGAAUCAUGGUCGGGAGAUACCCUCCCGUCAUAUGACGUUGCUGUCUCACUCAAGAACCCUGCAAGCAUAGAAGAAGAACCUCCCCCUGCUUACAAAGAAGCUGUCGCACAUCAGGGUACAGUUCUCCUUACAGAGACCAAGGUAUGAUCAUCAGUAGCCAGCGUCUUCCAGCUAAGGGAACCAUCGAGUCUUCCUACUGUUCUACACUUCCAUCUUGCCUUAUCACCUGGAGCCCAAUGUUGAACUUCUCGAUAUCCUGAAACUUUGCAGGCAUUUGUCACAUGCUGCCUGUGGCUCAUGAUAUGGUAAUAUGCUUCACGAUAUCGAGCGACGUGCGUAACUUGCGUUAUAUACCACACACAUGUUACAAGAGGGCAGCACCUAGCUACAUAUGGUGCUGUAAUUUCUAAAGAGGAGGUCCUUGGUACCUCUACAGUGUCUUUUCUCUGGAAGGUAAUGCAUUUGUGUGUCACAUAGGGCACAUAGUAAAUAAGGCAUAGCAUUCACAGCAUAAACCAUGACAUUUGUGUGACACCCAACUUACCAAGUUAGACACAACAUGGAAGCAGUGCCAUACAGGCCAUGUAUGGGCAUGAGCACCCUUGUGUAGCUCCUAGGGGACACCCUCAAGGACCCUUCUAAUGAGGUUACAUUUGUUCGUGCAUUUAUAUCGACCAACUGCGAUCUCCUAAGCUCUGAAGCACAGGGUGUUGGAACACAUUUAGGAUAAUGGUCCAGAUUGAAGAUGGACCAAAAUGCAACACAAUUGCCACACUUUCCUGUGUAGUUGCAUUGUGAAUGAAAUGCGUGUUUAGGGGUUUUAGUUGGGGGGGACAGGUUGUGCAGAUGUCUUCCUCCUUGUACAGCAACACGAUACACCAGCUUGUACCAGCGUGUACAGCGACACGAUAGAAGCCAUCUCACACUUUUUAUAUUUCAGUUUAGGAAUCCCAAAAUUAUUAUUGACAUUAGAAUGAUUGACAGAGCAGAAGACACAGAGAUAUUUCAGCUGUUUAUAAAAUGCCUCGUAUGUUUUACAUUUUGCUACAAGCUUCCAAACGUAUUACACUGCUGCUAAUACUUGAGAAAAAGUUGGAUUAUUGAUCACAGAUUAGCUUGGAUAAAUGCUUGGAGAACAGGUUGCGAGAAAUGAAUUGAUGAUCUUGUUGGGGGUUCCCAAUAUCCUUGGAAAAGGACUGCCUGGUACAUUGCCGCAGGACGCAACCCCCCUACGAGUGUUUCUUGCGGAGAUGCUACACGCAGCCAAUAUGUGGCAAUGUUCAGUAGCCAAUGUUUGAUACACCAGCACAUCAUCAACCUCGUACUAACUAGCUUCCCAUCCGUGAUAACGGUACGAUUCAUUUUCAUCAGAUUGUGACAAUUUUUUACGACGAUUUUGGCGAUUCAUCAGAAUUUGACAGCAAUAGGAAGCACUACUUUUCUGAUGACAACCAGUAACUGAAUCUCAAGCUUAAAGGGGCACUAAAAUGCAAAAACUACUUGCUCUCAAAUGAAAGUCUGUGUUUCAAUUCGUACAGUUCAAACAAAAUUAGUUCAUACAAUGCUACAAUUUAGAAGAAAAACACAAUGAAAACAGAGCCGUCUUUGGCGGCAGCGAAUGGGACCCGCAGGUGGCAAAGAUUGGCGGCAUCCAAUGAGACAGCAGGAGAAUCGCGCGCAUACCUAUCGUGGGCCGGUGGAUUUGGAACGGGUCCGAUCGUAGUGUUCCGUAUAUGCGCGGUGUGAUGUGCACUGCUGCAUUUUUCAAUACCGAUUCACUGAAUUGUAGCCCACAGCAGUUCUCGCGAAUGUCCCACUGACAACAUUUACUUCAUGUCCUUCGGACAGCGACGCCAGUCGGCUUCGCAACGCGUACUAUGUUUUCCACCGAGACUGCUGCAUGGCGUGGCACGCGCAGCAUGGACUAAAAACACCGAUACAGGAGCUGAAGCUUCAUUCACUGCUUAGUGCCGAAGCAAGAAAGAUACCGGUAUAAUUUUGAUUGUAGCUGGCGUAACGGAAUUAAAGCUUUGAAUUAUGAUAACUACGAAAUUAACAUAGUGCGUAACGUAAUUUGAAGUAAACUUGUUUUUGCAUUUUAGUGCGCCUUUAAGUGUAAGUGCACUGAUGUGCACUGCUUCAUGUACCCCAGACACACUUUUAUUGAAUGGUCCAUCAACCAUAGAACUGAGCAUAGAUUCAAGCCCUUAUCGGACAGUAAGGCCCUCUAAAAUUUUUGCUGUUUAGUGUAAUUCAUUUGAUUCAAAAAUCCUCUUGAUUAAGAGAUUUUACAAGAAUUGGCAUCAUUUCAUGUAGAUGAGUUCUACUAUAGAUCAUUUUAUGGAAAUGCACACAGCAGCAAUUUUGUUUUGGAAGAAGUGGGUUAAAUAUCUAGGCCAAAGGCAAGCAGUGAACUUUUUUUCUUUUUGCGUGACUUUUUCUACUUUGUGAUUUUUUUUAAAACCAUUGUCAUGAGCUUCGCUUUCAUUGUAUGCGUAAUGCUCAAAAAUGGGAUGUGCCAAAUGAAGAUACGACGUAAACAACGAGAAAUGGAGAUGCUGCGUGAAAGUAUGAGUAGCUGUCAGUAACUAUUUGAUAGUGUCGUGAAAUUAGAAGUAACUUCCCUGUGUGAAUCAAAUGUGAUGGAAAUACUUUUGGGACCUCCACGGCAUGAGCACUGUGCAUGCACCAUAUCACAAAGAUUAAAAGGGCUGUAAAGUGAAAUCCGAUCAGUUUUUGUGUCCCACCACGUAGCAGUGGCCUUUGUGCAUAAGCUCCCAAUUCUGUACAUUUUUCAUACUAAUUCCCAAAAUUCAUACUAUUUUGCCGGCUCAGUGCCAGCAGAUGUCCGCUGAGAGUAGCACAGUAGCAUUUUUUGGGCAAGUGCCACAUGGCAGUAAAUUAAGGAGUCACAGUUGAAGUAGAUUACUAAUUUAUUCCACUUCCAGAAAUAACUACAAUUCUAGAGCAAUUUAAUUUAAAUUGUUUGAACAUGCAGGAACGUAUGUGCCCCGCUUACCUUUCUCUCUCUCUGUCGUCUUCUCCAGAAUCACAUUGUUUGUAUCUGGUGUGAUUAGCAUGACCAGAAAGUGAAAGCCACCUUUCUGUUGCUGCUGUGUGCAAAAACUUCCAAUUUCAGCUGGUUAGCGUGAAUGCCUGGCAUUUGGCAACCAUGCAUGUUUGACGAUGGAUGUUUUGUAUCACAAAAUUCAAAUGGACAGUGUGUUAGAACGAAAGAGGUUCGAGCACUGUUGGGUGCAUUCUGAAUAGAUGGCCCAUUGAGUCAGAUCAGUGUUGCUAGAUGGGGGUGUCCACAAAACCCACCUUGUGACACAGUUUCUGAAAUUUGAUUGCUAAAAGACUACCCAGUGUAUUACAGCACUAUUAUGUAGCAUCUGAAGCGUUGAAGCUACAAGCUUUCAGAAUAAUGUACUGUUUCUAUGCAUUAACUUUUUGGUCCUUGUAAUAAAUCUGUUCUGUUGAGGACAGCCGUCUUGCUGCAUUCAGAAAGUGAAUGCAGGUUGCAGUAUUCUAGUCACUCAGCACAUCAUGUUAUGAUGACUCGAAUUCUAUAUCUUCUACCAUAGCCCACUGUGACGUGGCUUUUAUAGGAGAACUAGACUCACAUUAGCAAUAAACCAAUAUGUAAUGUAUAUUGCUGUGGACCAUAUUGACAUAGUUGUAUUUUAUUUGUAAAUACCGUGUACACUCCAUGUUCUAUUUAGGUUGAUACUUGCAAUGUUCUAGUUUCGCUGUUCAAAGGAUAGACAUGUUUUUUGCCUAGUGGAUUUUGACUAUGUGGCACAAGUGUCGACUGCUGUAAGGACAGAGACAGCGUCUGCCUGUGUGUUGCUGCCCAGUCAAAUUUGAAUCUGUAGACAUCAGCCAUUUGGAAUGUUGUAGCUUUGACAUGCAAGUGCAUACCAAAGUUUUAGAACAGUUAUUAACUUUCUCUUAAUGUGUGUGUGUGUACUGCACCUGUGCUGCGUCAAGAGCACUAUAACUGUGCAUGCCACCUGGACUGCUUGCACUGUGUAAGCUUCCUGGUGAUACUGUGGGCACAGUUUUUGUUGUUUCACCGAUCACUAAAGCCCCUAGCUUUCUGCGAAAUUUCGCGGAACUUAGGGUUUUUCGCGGAACAGGUUUUUAGUCGCCACCACUCCCUACGAAACGUGCGUGCAGGCAGCACAGGGGAUUGCAUUUCGAUUGUGCAAUGUUGUGAAACUGCGAAACUCCCGAAGCUACUCAAACUCUCUCGAACAAUGUGUGUCACAUAAUGAUUGUGAGCCAAUCAUACGCAUAGUGCAUUUCUCGCGGAUGUACAUGCGGCGCAACCAGCUCGGUUUCUAGGGGUACAAGUCCGCAGGGUUCUAUGAAGAUGAAGGGGUUCUUUUCUGCCGAGCAUGCAAGAAAUCGGUUGAUCAUCGACGAGCACAUAUCAAGCUUCAAAUGUCGCACGAACGCAGUUCAGUUACAAAGCCGCAGAAAUAGCCCCGGAUUUGUAAAGUCUAGGUCGCGGAAAAACAAAUUUUCGACCACGGAAACCUAGGGGCUUUACCGAUCUCCUUGGAAACCUAUGCCAGAUCAUCAUGUCACGAGCAUGAACAGUUUUGCUACUCAGUGACAUCUUGAAUGUUUGAACACGUUUAUGGCAUAGUAUGAUUGUGAUGCAGGUAUUUGUGCAGUAACAGGUUGAAGGUAAAUGUUAGUUGUUUCCGUGCUUCCUGCUGUCGUGAUGCAGCUUGGAACGGUUGAGUUUUGGAGAAAGCAGUGUUUUCCAGCUUAAUCUAAACUUUUAAGUUCUGGGAUGGCAUCACUACAUUCUAUCGUGGCUAGAAAGAACAAUUCUCAAACUAUGGGUGACAUAACUCAAAUAUUGCUGGCCAUGGAUAGAGCCCCUAGCUUUCCUCGAAUCUGUGUAACUUUGUGGAGUUGGCCAUGUUUCGUGGAACCUGCUGUUUCCCUCAGAAUCGUGUGUUUUGACGGAAUAUUUGAUAUACAUGACAGAAUUCUAUAAGGAUUUUAAUCGAUCUACAACAUGUUCAUGGGUUAAACCUGAUCAGUCGCGACUGCAAUGCUUGACGCGACUGACACUGCUAGCGCUUACACGGCUGAACGGACCGCAACGCAAGAAAAUUGAACAAGGGGAACGCCCAGAGAGAAAUUGUCAGAGUUAAGUCUAAUUUUCUUUGCGCACUGAAAAGUUAUGAAAUGCUAGAAAACGUGCCUUGCAGUCCAGCUGACCCUGACUGAGCCGGCUACCUUGCUUCGGAAGGCCGUACGCCAGGCAACUUGCAUUGAGGGAUGAUGUCAUGAUCCACACGGAAAUGGCGCCUCUCUUGCAUCGGCAAAACCGAAUGAGAAGUCCUUUUGUGGAGUUUGGGAUUAUGUAGACAUUCAAGGAAGUGCAGAAACAAAAGUAAAGUUUAUUUUUACCUUGUAUAGUGCUGCAUUCCAAUUCAUGCGCUAUAUGUACGUUCUCUACUCGCGUUAAAUUACUCAGAUUAUUGGAUGUCAUUUUGCCAUUUCAAGGCUGCAUAUCAGCACGUCCGGGGCUGUGCUUUUACAUUUGAUGUCCUACCACAUCACAAAUACAUAUGCAACUGAUGGUAUGAGUGUGGAUUGAAGCUGGGCUACAUUUUCUGAGCUAAUCUGUGCCCAGAAAGACAAAAGCACAAUUUACACAUCAAGCUUGAGAGACUGGUCACACCAGGUUCUUAUUCCUAUGCUGCCUCCAUACAAAAUCAGAGUAAGUGCAUUUAUUGAGGAAAUUAGCACAGGCAUUUGAAUGCUGCAAAUACUGUUUUACUGAGUCAAACUAGUGCUGGGAACUAGGGAAGUGCUCUUUUAGAACUGCCACUCUGAUAAGGCUUUGUUUCUACCAUAGGUAUAUCUACCAAUAGGUCCCUGCCUACUCAGAGUUUCAAUUAGCAAAAAUAAAAAUGUGGCCAUUACCCGGCUACUCCUCUUUGUUGACUUUUUCGUGGAGAGAGAAUGUCCUACAUGGCUGUCGGCUGAACUUGAAGGUGAAACCUGAUAGCUGGACAUGCUGUGUGACACUGCUUUGACAGAGGUAAUCACGAAGUAGUGAACACUGUAACUAGGGAAAUUGAAAGCUUGAGGAUUGCACAGCCUGUUCAACUGUAUUGGUAGAACAAACACCCAAAGUUUGUCAUGUUGUGGACAUGCAUGUCAUUUUUACACAUCAGAGAAUAUAUUUUUAUAAUGCUUACUUAUCCAAGUGCUUAUGCAAACAUGCUGAUUGUAUACUCUUUACCUGCGUGGCUUUUUUACCACGAAUAAAUCAACUUUGUAUCAAA
Messenger RNA from Ornithodoros turicata, 6909 nucleotides. RefSeq lists its product as uncharacterized. The record is from RefSeq and is a predicted model, not a curated record. The transcript is spliced from 6 exons. Lineage: Eukaryota; Metazoa; Arthropoda; Arachnida; Ixodida; Argasidae. The coding region runs from base 38 to 736 and encodes 232 amino acids.